AUGGCCGCCUGCAUCCUUUUCAUCAUUGUCAUCAUCAUCGUCAAACACAUUCUACUUGGAAGGUUUGCCUGUUCGACGAAGCAACAAAACAAAACCGCAAUUUACGUGCCAGCAAAUGUUCAGCAGCAGCAACAGCAACAACAACAACAACAACAACAUUUCCAACAUCAGCUGCACCACCAAGAACCACAUCCUGCACGCCAAGUAACAGACAUCAACACGAAAAGGGAUCACCUGUCGAAUAAUCUCCUCCUCUCAAACAGCAUCAAACAACAACCUGACGACGACAAAAACACAAGCAACAGUUGCAGCAGCACAAGAAACAAGCAGCGCAAUAAUGAAAAGUCAUCGUCAUCACGUGAUCUCAACAAUGGCUGCCAGGACACCAAGACGAUGACCCGUACAUCAUUUUCAUCACAAAAACAAACUUCAAAACUUCUGUCCGUGUGUUUGCCAGGUGAUAAUUAUAACAGCAGCAACCACAACGACGAUGGCGGCGGUGUUUGUGGCGGUGCUACUCAUGACGUCACAACAAGGAAUGUUCAGGAGAUUAUAUUUGUGUGGCAGACCAAGUUAAGAGGGGCUUUACAGCAUUUUGUUUCAAUAUCGUCAGACAAAGUUUAA
This is a messenger RNA of Helobdella robusta, 624 nucleotides long. RefSeq lists its product as hypothetical. Lineage: Eukaryota; Metazoa; Annelida; Clitellata; Rhynchobdellida; Glossiphoniidae. The coding region runs from base 1 to 624 and encodes 207 amino acids. The transcript is spliced from 4 exons. The record is from RefSeq and is a predicted model, not a curated record.